Molecule: messenger RNA, 2166 nt
Organism: Molossus molossus (Pallas's mastiff bat)
Lineage: Eukaryota; Metazoa; Chordata; Mammalia; Chiroptera; Molossidae
Gene: AK7
Product: adenylate kinase 7
Exons: 18
Coding region: 1-2166 (721 amino acids)
Biological process (GO): nucleobase-containing compound metabolic process
Cellular component (GO): cytoplasm
Molecular function (GO): AMP kinase activity; ATP binding
Source: RefSeq, a predicted model, not a curated record
AUGGCUGAAGAAGAAGUCGCUGCCCGGACGGAGAAAGUUAUCCGGAUCCAGAGGGUGUUUAUAAACCUGCUGGACUCAUACAGCAGCGGAAACAUCGGGAAGUUUCUAUCUAAUUGCGUGGUGGGAGCGUCACUGGAAGAAAUCACAGAGGAAGAGGAAGAGGAAGAUGAAAGCAAAUCAGCUAUGCUGGAUGCCUCCUCCUCCAGACUGAAGGAAGGCACCUUCCAGAUUGUGGGCACGCUGUCCACCGGGAAGCCUGAGCCUGGCUUUGCCCUGGAGACAUACUCUGACAUCUCUCGAGAAGAACUCCUCAUACGCCUGCUGGAGUGUGACGUUACUAUUUACAACAUCACGGACAACCCGAAGCAAGUGGAGGAAGCCCUCUGGGCAGUCUCUGCACUGAACGAGGAAGUCAACCAUUUCGAGAAGCGCAAGGUGUUUAUUUUAGUGUCCACGGUGAUGACCUGGGCGAGAUCCAAACCCCUGGACCCUGAUGAUUCUGAUGUUCCAUUUACUGAAGAAGACUAUCGAAGAAGAAAGCACCAUCCUAAUUUCCUGGACCACAUAAAUGCUGAAAAAAUGGUUCUCAAAUUUGGCAAAAAUAUCAAAAAGUUUGCAACUUACGUAGUUGCUGCUGGACUUCAGUAUGGAAUGGAAGGAGGAAUCUUACAUUUCUUUUUCAAGUUAGCUUGGUUGGGUGAGGUCCCUGCAUUGCCAGUUUUUGGAGAUGGAUCAAAUAUAAUUCCGGCAAUUCACGUUCUUGAUCUAGCAGGAGUGAUACAGAACAUAAUAGACCAUGUGCCGAAGAUUCAUUACCUGGUGGCUGUGGAUGAGUCUGCACAGACCCUGGAAGACUUGGUCAAGUGCAUCAGUAAACAUACCGGCCCUGGGAAAGUCCAGAAAGUCCUCAAAGAAAAUGCUUUCCUGACCAAGGACUUAACACAAGAGAGUAUUGACCAUUUGCUGGUCAACCUGAGGAUGGAAGCACUCUUUGUGAAGGAGAACUUCAACAUUCGAUGGGUUUCCCAAACGGGGUUCGUGGAAAACAUCAACAGUCUCCUCAAAGAGUACAAGCAGAGCCGAAAAUUGUUGCCCAUAAAGAUUUGCAUUCUCGGCCCGCCUGCUGUGGGGAAAUCCAGUAUAGCUGAAGUGCUGACCAAGUACUACAAGCUCCAUCACAUUAAACUGAAGGACGUCAUUUCUGAAGCCAUAGCAAAACUGGAGGCCACUGUGACACCUAAGUAUGCCCGGGAAGAAGACGAUGAAGAUGAAGAUGAGGAGGAAGAGGACAGCGUGGAAGAGGCACAGGAGCUCUUGGAUGGCGUCAAAGAAAGCAUGGAGCAGAACGCAGGCCGACUGGAAGAUCAAUAUAUAAUUCGAUUUGUGAAAGAAAAGCUAAAAUCCAUGCCUUGCAGGAAUCAAGGUUACAUUUUGGAUGGAUUCCCAGAGACCUAUGACCAAGCCAAAGACCUGUUCAUCCAAGAUGACGAGGAAGAGGAGGAAGAAAUGAAAGGCAAAAUGUCUCCCUUUGAUAAAUUAAUCAUACCUGAAUUUGUCUGUGCACUGGACGCCUCGGACGAGUUCCUGAAAUUCCGGGUGAUGAAUCUCCCCGAGAGCGUUGUGGCAGGCACCCACUACAGCCAGGACCAGUUCCUCCGGGCUUUGAGCAACUACCGGGACAUCAAUACCGAAGAUGAGACGGUCUUCAACUACUUCGAUGAACUUGAAAUCCACCCAAUACACAUUGACAUAGGAAAACUUGAAGACACUCAGAACAGACUCGCUAUCAAACAGCUUAUCAAAGAGAUUGGGGAGCCUCGCAAUUAUGGUUUAACGGAAGAGGAGAAGGCGGAAGAGGAGCGGAGGGUUGCCGAGGAACGCAUGGCCAGGGAGGCCAUCGAGGAAGCGAACCGGGAGCACAGGGAAGCCACGGAGACAGCAGAGAAGAUUGCUCGCUGGGAGGAGUGGAAUAAACGACUAGAGGAAGUGAAAAGAGAAGAAACAGAAUUCCUAGAGGCACAGUCUGCUCCCCUGAGGAACUAUUUAAUGACCUAUGUGAUGCCAACGCUCAUGCAGGGUCUGAACGAGUGUUGUAGGGUCAGGCCAGAGGAUCCUGUUGAUUUUCUGGCAGAGUAUCUCUUCAAGAACAACCCUGCAACACAGUGA